This is a messenger RNA of Drosophila grimshawi, 2044 nucleotides long. It is a transcript of the gene olf413, whose product is annotated as MOXD1 homolog 2. Gene Ontology annotation, molecular function: dopamine beta-monooxygenase activity; copper ion binding. Gene Ontology annotation, biological process: octopamine biosynthetic process; norepinephrine biosynthetic process; dopamine catabolic process. The record is from RefSeq and is a predicted model, not a curated record. Lineage: Eukaryota; Metazoa; Arthropoda; Insecta; Diptera; Drosophilidae. Gene Ontology annotation, cellular component: secretory granule membrane. The annotation marks the transcript as partial. The transcript has 9 exons.
UUACAGGAUCGACACGUCACACGCAAUGGCGACACUGAGCCCGUUGUCGACCCUUCGCAGGACUACAUGCUGAUGCUGGGCUAUGAGAAUGCCACACACACCGUCCUCCGCUUUCGACGCAAGUUGGACACAUGCGAUGCCAGCCAUGACAUCGCCAUAACGAACGACACGAUGCGUUUGCUGUACAUGUAUCACGCACAGGAUCCACCGCACGGCUCGUUGCGUCCCGGCACGCUGCCCGAUCCGGGGCAAGCCUUUCGUCCUUACCGACCGAUGGUGCUGAUGCAACGGGCCCAGCUGCAGUUGCCAACGCCGCAUGAUGAGCGCGUUCGUGUGCUGGAAUUGCGCAAUGAGGACGUGGAGCUGCCUGCGGGCGAUACGCCACUAUUUUGGUGCAAAAUGUUCAAGCUGGAGGAUAUCAAUCGCAAGCAUCAUCUCAUCCGGUACGAGCCGAUUUAUGAUUCAUCGUCCAGCGUACACUACUUGCAGCACAUAACGCUCCACGAAUGCCAAGGCUCGCACUCGGAGCUGGAGGAGCUGGCACGCGAACAGGGCAGGCAGUGCAUGGGCGCCCGUUCCAUACCGCUGGCAUGCAAUGCCAUUGUUGCCUCCUGGUCGCGGGGCAGUGAGGGCUUUACAUAUCCACAUGAAGCCGGCUACCCGAUUGAGUCGCGACAGGCCAAAUAUUAUUUAAUGGAGACCCAUUACAACAAUUUGAAGCCGGACUUUGCCCAAUUGCAUGCCAGACAAAUGGCGGAUAAUUCGGGUUUGAAAAUCUACUUUACGCACGUGCUGCGACCAAAUGACGCUGGCAUAUUGUCAAUCGGCAUGGAUCCCAACUGGCGCCACAUUAUACCGCCGGGACAGAAGCGCGUGAUAUCCGAGGGCCAGUGCAUUGAGGACUGCACCGGGUAUGCCUUCCCCGCACCGGGCAUCAACAUUUUUGCGGUCAUGAUGCGCACACAUCAAAUCGGCAAGGAGGUUAAGCUGCGCCAGAUACGACAAACCGAGGAGCUUCCGCCAAUUGCACACGACAGCAAUAUAGAUGUGGCCUAUCAGGACUUUCGACGUUUGCCACAGUCGGUGCAUUCCAUGCCCGGCGAUAGACUCAUCGCCGAAUGCAUUUAUGACAGUUCGUCACGAAAGGCAAUUACCCUGGGUGGACUCACAAUGAAGGAAGAAAGCUGCACCGUGCUGACACUUUACUAUCCACGCCAAAAGAAACUGACAACGUGUCACUCACUACCCAGCCUGCCCACAGUGUUGCAUUCCCUCGGCAUCGAACAACUCGCAACCGACUCAAAUCCCGUGCUGAUUUCAUCACCGCCCGAAUUGGCUGGGAUGACUUUGGAGGCACGUCUGAUAUCCUACGAUUGGGAAAAUCAAUUUGGUGAAUUUCAAGAGGCCACACGUAAAGGCAGCUUUAAGCCCAUCUGCUGGGGAGCCAAGAAUCAUGUGGUGCCGGGCUCCGAGUUCCUCGAGGGCUACAGUAUAAAUGUGACCAAAACCUAUAAGAAGCACAAGCGCUGCAAGCCCAAACGACUCUUUGCGCCCAUCACGGAGCGCACCUCGCCGGCAUCGGAUCUCAGUGAGUUGCCGGUGCUCCAUGAACUGGACAACAACAACAUCAUCGAGGGAGCGGCGCGCAGCAGUCGCAGUUCGGCGACUGAUGGACAUGGGGGUGCAUUGAGCGUUGCCACCAGGACCAAUUGUGGCCAGCUGAGCAGCUGUCUGCUGUGGUUGUGGCUGGGCGCCUCAUCCUGGUGGCUGGUUCUGCUGCUCAGGACGUGAGCAGGGGCAGAAGCAGGAGCAGCAAUAGUCGCAUCCAAUGGCACAGCAGAGCGAAGCAGCAGCAGCAGCAGCAUCACAGGCACCACCGUCUAACUACACUAUAUAAAUACUUAAAGCAAAAACAAAAACAAAAACAAAACAAAACAAAAAAACAAGAAAAGAAGGCAACUACAACUCUUUAACUAUAAAUGACAGCUCUUAAUCCUACCACAACACAAGUACAGACAACAACAAGAAGCAACACACAAGAAAA